GGAGUGGAGUAGGAGGGAGUUUAUUGACAGAUACAGAGGGUAUAAAUUGAGUGAGUGACAGAUCUUUCACCUCCAGUCUGGUCGCAGGAAGGCUUGAGUAAUGAUGAUUGGCCUGAUUGUUCUCGCACUCCUGGGCGCUGCAGCUGCAGCACCUAUGGAUGACAAGAUUGUGGGUGGAUUCGAGUGUACAGCCCACUCUCAGCCCUGGCAGGUGUCUAUCAAUCUCGGCUACCACUACUGCGGCGGCUCCCUCAUCAACGACCAGUGGAUAGUCUCUGCUGCCCACUGCUGGCAAAACCCUUACUCACUGAUUGCCAUUUUGGGUGACAACCACAUCUGGAUGAACGAGGGCACGGAGCAGUUCAUGUCCGUGGACGCCAUCUACUGGCAUCAGAGCUACGACUACCAGACCCUGGACUACGACAUCAUGCUGAUGAAGCUGGCGCACCCCGUCACCGUGAACCAGUACGUGAAGCCCGUCGCUCUGCCCAAGGCCUGCCCUGCAGCCGGGGACAUGUGCAUGGUGUCCGGAUGGGGAAACAUCUACACUGAUCAAGUCUUCAACCCGUUUUACCUCCAGUGUGUGGAAGUCCCCAUCCUUUCUCACAAGGACUGCGAUGGCUCCUACCCCGGCCUGAUCACUGACCGCAUGGUGUGCGCUGGAUACCUGGAGGGAGGAAAGGAUGCUUGUCAGGGUGACUCUGGUGGUCCUCUGGUGUGUAACGGAGAGCUGCAGGGUGUCGUGUCCUGGGGCCAGGGCUGCGCUCAACCCAACUACCCGGGCGUUUACACCAAAGUCUGCUCUCUGAUGCCCUGGAUCAACGAUAUUCUCUCCACAUACUCCUAGGCUGUGAUCUCCCAUCACAGAACUACAGGAGAGGGGAAAUCAGAGGGAGAUUGAAAUUGAAGGAGACAGGAGGCGGCGGUGGGAAGUGUCGAAGAGAGAGGCAGCAGAAGAGAGGCUGAGAGUGAGACACAAGGAGAAGCCGAGGGAGAAAGAAAACAACAUGCGAGAUGUGAGAUGUCAAGGCUCAAUCAAUAAAAUAUUGAACAUUU
Messenger RNA from Trematomus bernacchii (emerald rockcod), 1056 nucleotides. RefSeq names its product trypsin-2-like. The transcript has 5 exons. The coding region runs from base 101 to 847 and encodes 248 amino acids. The record is from RefSeq and is a predicted model, not a curated record. NCBI's taxonomy places the organism in Eukaryota, Metazoa, Chordata, Actinopteri, Perciformes, Nototheniidae. Gene Ontology annotation, biological process: proteolysis. Gene Ontology annotation, molecular function: serine-type endopeptidase activity.